Molecule: messenger RNA, 1575 nt
Organism: Talaromyces amestolkiae
Lineage: Eukaryota; Fungi; Ascomycota; Eurotiomycetes; Eurotiales; Trichocomaceae
Exons: 3
Coding region: 1-1575 (524 amino acids)
Biological process (GO): transmembrane transport
Molecular function (GO): transmembrane transporter activity
Source: RefSeq, a predicted model, not a curated record
AUGGAGUACAAUUUGACUGAAAAUCCCGACACGAUGCUUCCUCCCGGUACAGUGCAUUUGGUCACUGAGCAAUCAGACAAAAUCAUUCUCGUUCCCAAACCCUCAGCAGAUCCCGACGACCCAUUGAAUUGGUCCAAGACACGAAAAUGGUUGAACGUUACUUUGCUCUUGUUCUAUGUAUUCACUACGGGUAUCGGCGGUACGUCAGUGUACUCGGUCUUCACUCCGAUCUCGAAGGAAACGGGCAUCAGUAUAGCCCAGCUAAACAACGGUACCGGGUACCUGUUUCUUAUGGCAGGAUGGACCAAUAUCAUUUGGCAACCACUUGCGCUGACUUUUGGCCGACGCCCUAUUAUUCUGUUGAGCUUGCUCUUUUGCGUUGCCAUAUCCGAGUGGACGGCGUGGAUUGACCAAUAUCCAGCCUGGGCUGCGGCACGAUGCUUAUAUGGCUUGGCCUGCGCUCCAGUCGAGGUACUGCCCCAGAUUUGUAUUCCAGAUGUAUUUUUCGCCCAUGAACGAGGUGCUUUUAUCGGAUGGUACAUGUUUGUACUCUGUGCCAGCAAUUUUAUCGCUCCUCUCAUCGCAGGAUUCAUGAAUGAUACUUUUGGAUGGCAUUGGGUGCAGCAUUGGGCUGCUCUGAUCCUAGCGCUGAAUUUUGUGCUUGCCUUUUUUCUGUACGAGGAAUCCAUGUAUACGCGAACAAGCAUCGAAGGCGAGAAAUUGAAUGGGCUUCCUGAUAGGGAUGACACGCGGACUUUUCAGCAGUCCGAUGUGACUGCGGGCUACUACAAGAGAAAAACGUUCUUAGGGAAAAUGAAGCUAUGGUCAUAUAACGGAAACUCGUUCUCGCAGAUUAUUCGGAUCGCGUAUCGCCCUAUCCUGAUUUUCUUCCAAUUCCCUAAUAUCAUGUGGGCUGGCUUUAUGUAUGGAUUUGCCUUGGCUUGGUACAAUGUGUACAAUGCGACCACUUCAUCUAUCCUCUCCGCGGCACCCUAUGAUUUCUCUGCUGCUAUUGUCGGUCUCUCAUACGUUGCGCCGUUAAUUGGCGCUACCGUUGCAGGCGUCGUCUCCGGCCCAGUUGCCGACUGGUUGACUUUGCGAUUAGCUUCACGAAACGGAGGUCUCCGUGAACCCGAGCAACGUCUUUGGGGACUAGUGAUCUACUGCAUUCUGAUGCCCGCAGGUCUCCUGAUCUGGGGCCUGGGUGCAUACCACCGGGUCCAUUGGGCAGUCAUCCUUCUUGGUGGUCUUUUAUGUGGUUAUUGCAAUGUUUCCGGUGGUGCUUAUGCACUUGCUUAUGCCGUCGAUUGUUUCAAGGAACUCUCUGGUGAAACGAUUGUUUCGGUCAUUCUCUGUCGAAACACACUUAGCUUUGCUUUCAACUAUGCUAUUACUCCCUGGAUUGAUGCACAAGGUCUUCAAAAGACAUUUAUCGCUGUUGCGAUUUUGUCAUGGGCGUUUGGUGGUGAGAUUUACCUGAUCUACAUAUACACGCCCACGAGCAACAAAGGGCCAUCCAGCAAUAUUGAUUUCGGAGCUAUCUCGGAAGAUAGGAUCUCAGCAAUACCUACUUAA